AUGGCCGAUUUUCAAACGAGCGAAGACAAGCUGAAAAUCGGCAAAGACAAGAAGGACGCUGCUGAUGAGGCGUUCAAACAAGGCCAGACUGCGAAAGCUUUAAUGGAAUAUCAUGGGGCUCUGCUCUAUCUGCUCGGUUUGAACAAAGACGCCAUGGGAGUUGCUGCUGGUAAUCCAGCGCCACCCGUUGAUCGCGAUGCCCCCAAGGAAAAAGACCGAAGUCUGUCCACUCUCUUCAUCUGGGCAGGCAGUUUGAUAUGCGUAUCCAAGGUAGAUAUUCUCGUUGAAAAAAUCUACGCCAACAUGUCCGCGUGCCAUAUCAAGAACGGCAAUUGGAAACGUGCUCUCGAAACAGCGGACAAGGCCUUGGCUAAGGAUGAAAACAACUACAAAGCUAUGUACCGCAAAGGUAAAGCCUUGGCGGAACAAGGCUACAUCGAGCGUGCGAUAAGAGUGUUGGAAGACUUGAAGAAGAAGAGCACGAACGAGAAAGACGUUGCCGCAGCUGAAUCUGAACUGGUUAGGUUACGCGCCGAUGAGAAGGAGAAGGAGAAAGCCAACAACAAGAAGCUAAAAGGCUUCUUGUCUAGAGACAAGGGCAAGAAAGCUGAAACGGGAGCCGAGGAACUGAUCGAGCCCAUCCAAUCGGCCAAGAUUGAAGAGUUACCAGACGAUGCUUGA
Mycena indigotica is the source of this 681-nucleotide messenger RNA. RefSeq names its product TPR-like protein. NCBI's taxonomy places the organism in Eukaryota, Fungi, Basidiomycota, Agaricomycetes, Agaricales, Mycenaceae. Gene Ontology annotation, molecular function: protein binding. The record is from RefSeq and is a predicted model, not a curated record. The transcript has 7 exons. The coding region runs from base 1 to 681 and encodes 226 amino acids.